Sardina pilchardus (European sardine) is the source of this 635-nucleotide messenger RNA. RefSeq names its product lysozyme (gene lyz). NCBI's taxonomy places the organism in Eukaryota, Metazoa, Chordata, Actinopteri, Clupeiformes, Clupeidae. The transcript has 4 exons. Gene Ontology annotation, molecular function: lysozyme activity. Bases 88 to 531 code for a protein of 147 amino acids. The record is from RefSeq and is a predicted model, not a curated record.
GCCGUCCUCAGAGCCAGACUUGUACUGCAGCUGUACCUGUACCUGUACCACACCUGUACCCUAGUUAGCCAUCGCCACACACACAUCAUGAGGCUGCUCGUGCUGAUGGUGUUAGUGUGUGUGCCUCUGUGCUUGGCGCGCAGGCUCAGUCGUUGUGAAGUAGCCAAGAUCUUCAAAGCCCAGGGCCUGGACACCUUUGGUGGACAUUCCGUAGGCAACUAUGUGUGUAUGGCCUACUGGGAGACUAAGUGGAAGUCUCACAAGGUGAGAUCUGCCGAUGUGGGGAAAGACUACGGAAUUUUCCAGAUCAACAGUUUCCAGUGGUGUGACGAUGGAACCCGUGGAGGAAAGAACCAGUGCAACGUCAAGUGUGCAGAAUUGCUGAAUGAUGACUUGGUGGCUUCUGUUAAAUGCCUGAAAACCAUUGUGGAGCGGGAUGGGCUGCAGGCUUGGGACAGCUGGACCGACUACUGCAAAGGGCGCAAGAUGACCCGCUGGGUAAAAGGGUGUGACCUUGUGAAGGAGAGUUGAAGGACACGGUGGAUCGGUGGCAUGUGUCUGCAAAUGCAAAUACCUGUGCAUGGUGCUUCCCAUUAUGUAUCAUUAAAGCAUAUCUCACUGAAGACAGAAGUCAA